Nycticebus coucang (slow loris) is the source of this 4432-nucleotide messenger RNA. It is a transcript of the gene ZBTB26, whose product is annotated as zinc finger and BTB domain containing 26. The coding region runs from base 9 to 1499 and encodes 496 amino acids. Lineage: Eukaryota; Metazoa; Chordata; Mammalia; Primates; Lorisidae. Gene Ontology annotation, molecular function: RNA polymerase II cis-regulatory region sequence-specific DNA binding; DNA-binding transcription factor activity, RNA polymerase II-specific; protein binding. Gene Ontology annotation, cellular component: nucleus. The record is from RefSeq and is a predicted model, not a curated record. Gene Ontology annotation, biological process: regulation of transcription by RNA polymerase II. The transcript is spliced from 3 exons.
GAGAAACCAUGGUACCUGGAAGUUGUCUUUGUCCGGCCAGGGCUGCCCUUCCGGUUCCGUUGGGUCCCCCUUUGGCUCGGGUUCCCUGCCCCUCCCCCUUCCCGGAGCCCCGAGGGGCCGGAGCUCCUAGCGGUGUGGGAUCCGGACGGCGGCCUUCCCCCGGGUCUGCCAAAAUGUCUGAAAGAUCAGAUAUCCUUCACUUCAAGUUUGAAAAUUAUGGAGAUUCAAUGUUACAAAAAAUGAACAAAUUAAGAGAAGAGAAUAAAUUUUGUGAUGUUACAGUUCUCAUAGAUGAUAUUGAGGUACAGGGGCAUAAAAUUGUGUUUGCUGCAGGUUCCCCCUUCUUAAGAGACCAGUUUUUACUGAAUGAUUCCAGAGAGGUGAAAAUCUCCAUAUUGCAGAGUUCUGAAGUGGGGAGACAAUUGCUCUUAUCGUGUUAUAGUGGUGUGCUGGAAUUCCCCGAGAUGGAACUGGUUAAUUACUUGACUGCUGCGAGUUUUCUUCAGAUGAGCCACAUUGUAGAACGGUGCACACAGGCCCUGUGGAAGUUUAUAAAGCCAAAACAACCAAUGGAUAGUAAAGAGGGAUGUGAACCACAGAGUGCUUCUCCCCAGUCCAAAGAACAGCAGGGCGAUGCCAGAGGCUCCCCAAAGCAGGACUCACCUUGUAUUCAUCCAUCUGAAGACAGUAUGGAUAUGGAGGACAGUGAUAUUCAGAUUGUUAAGGUAGAAUCUAUUGGGGAUGUAUCAGAGGUUAGAAGUAAAAAAGAUCAGAACCAGUUUAUUUCUUCUGAACCCACUGCUUUACAUUCAUCAGAGCCCCAGCACUCCCUGAUAAAUUCAACUGUGGAAAACAGAGUAAGUGAAAUAGAACAAAACCAUCUCCACAAUUAUGCCCUCUCUUAUACAGGCAGUGAUAACAUCAUCAUGGCCUCAAAAGAUGUCUUUGGGCCUAGUAUUCGAGGUGUAGACAAAGGUCUACAGUGGCAUCACCAAUGCCCAAAGUGUACCAGGGUGUUUCGUCACCUGGAGAACUACGCCAACCAUUUAAAAAUGCACAAACUCUUUAUGUGUCUACUCUGCGGCAAGACUUUUACUCAGAAAGGCAACCUUCAUCGACAUAUGCGUGUGCAUGCCGGAAUUAAACCUUUCCAGUGUAAAAUCUGUGGGAAAACCUUUUCUCAGAAGUGUUCCUUACAGGAUCAUCUUAACCUUCACAGUGGAGAUAAGCCCCAUAAGUGUAACUAUUGUGAUAUGGUGUUUGCACAUAAACCAGUUUUGAGGAAACACCUUAAACAGCUGCAUGGCAAAAACAGCUUUGAUAAUGCCAAUGAGAGGAAUGUACAAGACCUCACAGUGGAUUUUGAUUCUUUUGCAUGUACAACUGUCACAGACUCUAAAGGGUGUCAGCCACAACCUGAUGCAACACAGGUCCUGGAUGCAGGUAAACUGGCCCAAGCUGUCUUGAACUUAAGGAAUGAUAGUACUUGUGUGAAUUGAAUAGGGGCUUCAUGCUCACAACUUGAACUGACUGAGAGUGUGGCAAUAGUCUCAGUCUUUGUAGGAGUGAAUUUGCUAGUUUGACUUCCCAAAGCCUCUGUGCAGGUGGUAGGGGAUGAGUCAAAGCACUAGGAGACCAGGCAACUUACCAUUUGGAGUGGUUUUGCCUUCUUUUUGGCCUCUUCCAUUUUCUGUUUUGAAUUAUUUAUCCUAUGAUGUCUGUUUUCCUUUCCCAAGGAAUAAUUCCAUUUGUCUACCUAAUACCAACUUAUGUCUUAGACCGACACUAUUUUAGGCCAUUCAGUAGGCACACUUUGAAGGUACCAACAAGUUAAUAACUUCACCUACUCUCCACUAUGCUGAGAAAAAUGAAUAAUAUUUUUCUUUGGUAGAAAAUAGACUGAGAUAUAAGGUGAUGUUGCUGUCGACCUAAAAAUGUGAUAGAACUUCUGGUUGCCUAUUGAUAAUUCCUCUGUGUCUGAUAAAUUAUUUAAUCUGCUUCUUACCAUUUGUACUUGUCUUGAAGCUGGCUAUAAAUAAGUAUGUUGGUUUGUUCUGUACUCUGUUCACCAGUAUCCUAGCCCAACUUCAUUUUCACUGAGUUUUUCACAUAGACCAGAGUACAUCUUUUAAGCAACACCUGCAGGCAAAUGGUGAGGAAGCAUCAUGAGGAGCAUAAUCUGCAAAGGAUAGAAGUACAAUUAUGCAAUAGCACUUGUUUGGGAAAGUUCCCUUGUAUCCUACGAAGAGGCCAGAUGCUUAUAUUUAACGUUUAACUUCUUGGUCCUUUUGAAAUCAAGAUUACUCCAGGCCCACUUAAGAUAUGCUAAAACAUUGUAGUCUCUAAAAAGAGACUAUUUGGCAGUCUAUGAAUUUUGUUUGAGAUUUGAGCUCUCAGAAAGGUGAGUUUGGCCAUCAGUUUUAUUCAGCACAUUAUAAGAGUCUCUGAGUUUUCAUUUCCUCAUGUAUCUUAAUUUCUGAAAUGGGAUGGAAAAAUGAAGUGGGACACAGGAGGGGCAAUGAGAAUUUUGCAAUCAGAUAUUCCUUUUAAAGGUACACUGUCCCCACCUUGCCACCUUUGACAGAUUGCUAAUACAGAAUUGAUUUUUCAAUAUAGGUAAACAAAACUUUUUCCUCAAGCACAUGUUAUACUUUAGACGUAAAAUUUUGAGUCUUAUUUCUUUCUGACCCAUGAGUUAGAUUUAGAUAAUAGUAUUAGAGUCCUUAGAGAGUCUUAAGAGAAUAUUUAUUCUGCUGUUUAAGUUGGGGUAUCCAAAAUCCAAAGAGGUGGCCUGGCCAAGACUGGCCAAAGGUAGUGGCUAAAUAUGAGCUAAUUUCUUCUUCUUCCCCUACCCCUUGAUUUGAAAAGAUUUAUAAGUACAUGAUAAAGAAUAACACAUUAGCAAAAAGUUCCCAAUCUGUAUUUUGCCUUUGUUUUCCUGUUGGCUUUCUGAGAUAGCGUGGAUUGUGCCAACGAAAUAUCACAUAUGGAUUUAUGUUAGUUAAUUAAUUUUUAGUUAGAUGAGUAUUACAUUAUUCCCAAGCAAGUGACUGAAUUGCUAGGUGUUGGUUAGGGAGGGAAAGCAUAAGUAAGAAUAAUGUGAGAAAGAACCAAGUGUGAAAUAGAUUUUGUGUGGAAAACAGUGUUUAUUAGUUACCAUCAGGAUUUUCUAUUUUUAUUUUGAGCUAUGAGAGUGCUUGUACAGAUAAUCCAAAAAUUAGGCUUAACUUGUAUAGUUGGGGGAAUUUUUAAAUUGUUGUAAUUUGAUACAUUUACAUGUAUCAUCAUCCUUAUUCCUAACAUGUUGCUCAUUGUAUGGUCUAUUGAUGCUUUUAGCAUUGUGAUCUUUGUAUGAUCCAGCCAAAGAGUACCAAUUCUAUGCAACAGUGAAACUCUCUACCCUGUCAACCAACCAAUGUUUUUGGUAUUUUCUCUGAACAUCAUUUUUUCACAGGAAAAUUUCAAGUUGGAUUGCUUCUUUUGCUCAUAUUCAUGUUCUGUUUUUAUUACUGGUUUGAAGACUAAAAGGCAUGGAUUCAAAUAAGAUUGGUCUCUUUGGUUGGAGACUGUUUCUGGGUUCAUUCAGUUAUUCAAGGAACAUUAUUAAGGACCUACUGUUGCCAGACACUAUACUAGAUACUGAGGAUAUAAAGGUAAGAGUGAUACAGUCCUGCUCUCAUGGAGUUUAUAGUGUCAUGUGGUCUAAGUAAAACAAGGUCUCAAUUGUUUCUGUGCUAGGAAUAAUAAAGAAAAUUACCUUGCUUUCUUUGAUCACUCAAAGUCAGCAUCUUCGUGGGUUUAUAUCAGUAAAACUUUUAGCUCUCGUCUUUUGCAAAUGCAAACCACUAGUGAUUUACAGUCUCCUCCAUUUCUUGGCUGGAGAAGUGUCUGUUUCUGUGAGACAUUUUCUAAUUUUGGUGAGACUUGACUUUUCUGCUUUACUUACACAUUUGUUAAGUUUAUAUUGCAAAGAAGUCAAGUUACUGAUACCAAUACAUUUUAGAGAGGAAGAUUUAUUUCAAAACUAGUCAUAUUCCUGUAGAGGAGGAAGAUUCUUAAAACCUUAUGCAUUCAGCAUUUGUAUUUUAUGGAUCCCCAGGAUAACUAAAAAGAAAAAAGGACUCUCUUUCCCAUGGUUUGGUUUUUGAAAAAAAUUACCGUUACAGUUAUUUAUUUAUUAUUUAAUUUUAAAGACAAACUCCAAACUAAAGUGGCUCAGAGAUAAAUCAGAUGUGAUUGUUUUAUUUUCUUUAUUCGAAGAUAUAUAAAUGGAAGGUGACAAGUGUCACUGCUUAACAUAUUGUUCCAAGCAAGCCAGAACAUUUUAUUUCAGCUCAUGAAUAGCUGUACUAAAUCUGUUGUAUGUUAGACAUACUACGAACUACCUCUUCACUUAUUACGGGGAAGUUUCCUUAAUAAAAGUAUGACAAUU